Carcharodon carcharias (great white shark) is the source of this 2716-nucleotide messenger RNA. It is a transcript of the gene elovl6, whose product is annotated as ELOVL fatty acid elongase 6. Gene Ontology annotation, molecular function: fatty acid elongase activity. Gene Ontology annotation, biological process: very long-chain fatty acid biosynthetic process; fatty acid elongation, polyunsaturated fatty acid; fatty acid elongation, monounsaturated fatty acid. Gene Ontology annotation, cellular component: endoplasmic reticulum; endoplasmic reticulum membrane. The record is from RefSeq and is a predicted model, not a curated record. The transcript has 4 exons. Bases 161 to 955 code for a protein of 264 amino acids. NCBI's taxonomy places the organism in Eukaryota, Metazoa, Chordata, Chondrichthyes, Lamniformes, Lamnidae.
GAAGUGAGGAAGAGGAGGAAGCGAAUGUUGAACAGGCGAGCGCGCGAUGCCUAAUCUGUCCAUCAAUCAGAGCGGAGCGAGCACAGCAGCAGCAGGCAGGAGGAGGCAGGACAACUUCCUCACGACCAGCAGUUGUUAGAAACAUUGAAAAGCUGGGAGCAUGUCAGUGCUGGCGCUGCAGGAAUAUGAAUUCGAGAGACAGUUCAACGAGAGAGAAGCCAUUCAAUGGAUGCAGGAAAACUGGAAAAAGUCUUUCCUGUAUUCCGCUCUGUAUGCUGCAUUUAUAUUCGGUGGUCGUCACUUGAUGAAACAACGAGCGAAGUUUGAGCUGAGGAAACCCUUGGUGCUGUGGUCACUGAGCCUUGCACUCUUCAGUAUUAUUGGUGCUGUCCGUACUGGAGCAUACAUGGUAUAUAUCCUGACAACCAGUGGCUUGAAGCAAUCGGUAUGUGACCAAGGCUUCUACAAUGGACCGAUCAGCAAAUUCUGGGCGUACGCAUUUGUGUUGAGCAAGGCACCUGAACUAGGCGACACAUUCUUCAUUAUACUGCGGAAGCAGAAGCUCAUUUUCCUACACUGGUACCAUCAUAUCACAGUACUGCUUUACUCCUGGUAUUCCUACAAAGACAUGGUGGCUGGAGGAGGGUGGUUUAUGACAAUGAACUAUGGUGUGCACGCUGUCAUGUACUCCUAUUACGCUUUGCGGGCAGCUGGCUUCAGAGUCUCACGCAAGUUUGCCAUGUUCAUCACCAUGACACAGAUCACCCAGAUGCUAUUGGGCUGCAUUGUUAACUAUUUGGUGUAUGAGUGGAUGCAACAGGGUCAGUGCCCAUCACACAUGCACAACAUUGUCUGGUCCUCCCUAAUGUACCUCAGCUACUUUGUGCUCUUCUGCCAGUUUUUCUAUGAGGCCUAUUUGAGCAACAGCACCAGGAAAGCACUGAAGGCCGACUAGAACUGGAAGGUUGGAGGUCACAGCUCAGGGGCAUCAGUCACAUGGCACGGUGACAUGUAUCGAGUGCUUCAAAAUGGCAACCUGUAUCCAUUAGCUUGGUUUAAUCCAUUUAAGCUCAUGACACCUCAGUGAGAUCACCCUUAGAAGUUUCAAAAUAGUAAGGAAGGCAUUACUUUAGGUGGGCGCAUAUGUGAUGCAUUGCAUAUUUGGGCUGUAACAGGUGCUGUUAAGUGUCAAUAUGGGUGUUUUGUGAUCUGAUUUUUUUUUAAACUGGAUCAACUGAGGUACAAAAAAAGAGCUAAAGGUUUAAGCCAAUUAGUGUUGAAUCUGAAGGUCUUCUGAAGGGCAGCUAGAAGAACCAAAAGCUUCAAGAAAAGGUUAAUGAUUUAAAAAGAACUUUUUUACAUUAAUCAAAAAUAAAUGGUUCUGCACUGAUAAGAUUACUAGCAACUUUCUGACCCACAGUGUCCCUGACCAUAAAAAAUAUAAUAUUCUGCCUUUAGAAAUACCCACAUUUUUUUAAAACAUGCAAUGUUGGAGAACAUUUGCAUUUGUGUUUUAUGGCCUUUUGAGAGCUACUAUUUGAACUAUAAAGUUAUUCUGCCUAAUAGAAAUGAGGGAUUUAACUAAAGACAAAAAUGUUGUCACAUUUUAGAAGUAUCAAAGUACAUCUGCAGGAAAAAAGUUUUUUGUCAGUUGCAAUUUAAUUUUUCAUGUAUUUCAUUCCUGUAGGUUGAAAUGAGGCUGUUUGAUAAUAGUUUGAUAUUAGUAACCAUAUGAAAUAUUUGUAUCUAUUCUUUUAACAGGUUAACUUUUUUCAAAGCUUAACAAAAAUGUAAUGGGCUGAAACAGAGGGCAAAGAAGUUUCAUGCAAACACAUUAAUGAGUAUACUGAUAUCGUACAGUGCGGUUUCAGUGCACACUUGUUGAUUGGAUAAGGUAAAUUCAUAAAUCUGCAGCAUUCACCUGUCAGUUGUGAUUAAGCCUAUGGUGAGAUUUAAAGCUUCUUUUCUUGAUUUUCAGCUUCUCUGUUUAUUUUCCAUUCUGAGUUGCAUAAAACUGUUUGAGUACAUUGGUUCCUUCCCAAACCAUUCUUGGAACUUCCCAGGCUGUAUUCAACCCCUCUCUAAUUCUAUUGCUUACUUAGUUGUAUGAAUAUCUUUGCCACUAUUUCUGAAAUUCUGUAGCUUCUCAGAGUGAUGUUUAUGCUAUUUUUCUGCUAUUUCAUCUUUUCUUCAUUCUUGUCAAUAUAUAAACACUUAGAGCUAUGGGUAUUCACUAUAUUACUACAACAAUCUAUAACAGCUUGAAUGGUUGAUUAAGAAACUUCAGAAUAAUCAAAAAAGACUGAUGGGACCACAUAUGUACACAGAAAAGAAUUUGGGUUCUACAAAGAUCUUUAUAUAAACAAGCUGUGGGAUACUUUUACAGAUAUUUUUACUUGUAUUUUUUGAUACUGUGGUCUUAUUGAUAAAUGAUUUAAUGUAAAUAAAUUCUGGGGCACAGGAGCUUUGAGAGAUUAUUUAAUCUUUAAUCUGCUAAUUAUAAGACAUGAUGAUUUUCAUGAUUUUGAAAUAAGAUUCUACAUGUAACAGCAUUUAUCAAGUUAGGAUACUUGUUCUUAAACACACAAGCUUUUCCCACUUCAUGCUGUGGUGGUUUUUGGAAAAAACAUUUGAACCAGAGCCAAAGUAAUGUGACCUGCUGUGAAUUCUCAACUGCUGAUGCUGUAACACCUAACAAUAAAUAUUUCUAAAGUUG